CCAUGGAAUGGUCAGAUAUAUAAAGAUUGGCGCCGGCGCGACAGCUGAUCAUUAUUCGUUCAUUCAUUUCUGAGGUGGAACUCUGAAGCCUUCAAUUAACAGAAUGGCUAACGUUAGACGCAGUGGUCGCAUCACAUUACAAGCAAGAGAUGAGAACGCACCGGAACAGAAAGUCAAGAUCACACGAAAAAGAAAAUCUGAGACAUCAAAAAAGAUGCCACCCGCAGUGAAGAAACAAAGCUAUGAAAUACAGAAACGGUGGUCAGAAGAAGGGGCAAGUCCAUGUGUCCUUGUAGAAACGCCACACAAGGAGCUUGUGAUGACCAGAGAUCUGUCUGGCUUCAAGCAGUUCCGAUUCAAGAACAUCUUCAUCAAGACCUCACCGCUGCCCUGCCUCAGCUGGGCCAGCUCGGAUGACGUGUGGAUUAAGAUGCUGAACAAGGAGCUGAAGUAUGUCCAUGACAAGGGCUUCCUACAGCAGCACCCCAAACUAAAGCCCAAGAUGAGGGCCAUUCUCCUGGACUGGCUUCUAGAGGUGAGUGAGGUGUACACUCUGCAUCGAGAGACUGCUUAUCUGGCUCAGGACUUCUUUGACCGCUUCAUGCUGACACAGGAUGAUAUGGCGAAGGACCGACUGCAGCUCAUAGGCAUCACAGCCCUCUUCAUCGCAUCGAAGAUAGAGGAAAUCUACCCUCCAAAGCUCCAUGAGUUUGCCUACGUUACUGACGGAGCCUGUGAGGAGGAAGCGAUCCUGGAGAUGGAACUUGUCAUGUUGAAGGCGCUGAACUGGAACCUUUGUCCAGAGACGGUGAUCACAUGGCUGAAGCUCUAUGCUCAGGUGGAGUCGCUAAAGGAUGGUGUCAACUUCCUGGUACCUCAGUUCUCUCAGGACACCUACAUCCAGAUCACACAGCUUUUAGACCUGGCCAUCCUGGACAUCAACUCUCUGGACUACCAGUAUGGGAUACUGGCUGCUGCUGCCUUCUGCCAUUUUUUCUCAUUUGACGUUGUCCACAAAGUAUCAGGUCUGACGUGGGAUAGUAUUGCUCCCUGUGUCCGGUGGAUGAGCCCCUUCAUGCACACGGUCAGUGCCUGUCCCAGAGCAGAGCUCAAGGACUUUAAGAAAGUGACGUCUGACGACAGACACAACAUCCAGACCCACGUAGACUACCUGUCCAUGCUGAGCGACGCUCACCAGAGGCAACCGGACAUCCAAGACAGACUAUCGCCUGCUGCCAUAGGAGGGAUAUUGACUCCACCAAAAAGCACAGAGAAACCAGCCAAUCACUGAGCCCCAGGGUCUCCUUGUGUUGAUCUUCUGACCAACCAGAUGAAGGGAGAAUUCCCUAGAUGUCAUGCCUGACCAGCCAGAGGAUGGGGAAACUUCGGAACCUCAUCCUCACGUGACCAAUCAAAUGAGCUUUUAGGCAUAACUCACCUUUGUGUAGCAUGUUAAAAUGAGUUAUUUAACUUUUUUAUACCAAGCUGUAUAUAUGUAGUAUAACCAUGGAAAUCAGCUCAUGGUUACUAUAUUGACUUAAUUUGUCAAAUGAUUGCAACAAAGACCCUGUUCUCGCAGUCUUAAUCCCCAGAAUUAGAAUUUUACAUGGAGAACAUUUGAGUUGACUCAAGCCUUUCUCUAUAGGAAAGCAUGUCUGCUGUUCCCCCUCUGUUACUUGAAGCUGAACAUCUCAAGACAUGGGAUGUUUUGAUUGCUAAAAAGCUCAUUACUUGAGGUGAAUUGGUACAUAAUGCUCACAGUUGAGUUGCUUAACUUGGUCUCUUAACAUUGUGUUAUCAUGUGUAUCUGGUGCUGUGUAGUUUAAAUCUGGGUGCUCCUGGAAAUGCUCAGCCAUACAGUAACACUGAAAGCAGUCUUGAUGUUUGCUCUGGUGACAUUUUAAACAUUUGAGCUGUUUGAAAGGGUAGUGCAGGGCUAACUGUUUACUACACAACCUUCUUAAACACUGUUUUUGAAGUUGUGUAUUCUCACCACACUGAACGACUCAUUGUGUAUUCUCACCACACUGUGAACGACUCAUUGUGUAUUCUCACCACACUGUGAACGACUCAUUGUGUAUUCUCACCACACUGUGAACGACUCAUUGUGUAUUCUCACCACACUGUGAACGACUCAUUGUGUAUUCUCACCACACUGUGAACGACUCAUUGUGUAUUCUCACCACACUGUGAACGACUCAUUGUGUAUUCUCACCACACUGUGAACGACUCAUUGUGUAUUCUCACCACACUGUGAAUGACUCAUUGUGUAUUCUCACCACACUGUGAAUGACUCAUUGUGUAUUCUCACCACACUGUGAACGACUCAUUGCAUUCUCCUGCCACAACACAUUCCUGGACAACUUGACUUCAGUAGUUUGAUUUAGACCCUUUGGACUGACUUACAACUGUAUGUAAUUUUUAACAUUGUAUUUAUUUGUUCAUUUAUGCCUUAGUGUUUUUAUGUCUAUAUACAUUCAUAGGGCUAUGAAUUCAGGUCUUUCACAAUGCCAAAGGCAAACAAUUUAAGUCACGGGAUGCAUGUUAUUUAUGACGAUCUGUUAUUGGGCGGAAAACCCGGUAUAAUGCAGUUACAUAUGAAAUGUAGUUUUGCGCUAGCCUCUCCGUGGCCUUAGUUGAACUACUAUGGCGAUAGUGUGAUGUGAAGACUUGAGAACCCAGAGGUUCCAGUGCAGGGCUCCAACCCAGUCAGUCUAGCAAACCUGUGACUGUCAACUGAAACCUUCAGUGUUGUGCAGAUGUCUUCCGAGGCAGCCGUAUACAAAGAACCAUGUUUAAACUGUAAAUGAAAUACUAAUGUAUAUAUGUUAUGUACAUAAACUGAAAGUUAUGUUUUCUAAUGGAAUUGUCUUGAAUAAAUGACAAAUGUAUGCA
This is a messenger RNA of Oncorhynchus kisutch (coho salmon), 2895 nucleotides long. Its product is annotated as G1/S-specific cyclin-E2. The record is from RefSeq and is a predicted model, not a curated record. The coding region runs from base 104 to 1291 and encodes 395 amino acids. The transcript has 12 exons. NCBI's taxonomy places the organism in Eukaryota, Metazoa, Chordata, Actinopteri, Salmoniformes, Salmonidae.